AUGAAGUUUCUUCAGACCGGUUUCCUGCUGCUUACAGCCAGUGUAGUUCGCGCCAGCCUGCAGAUCGUACCUGGCGCCACGUGGACAGCGACCAACACAGGCAAACACAUCCAAGCCCAUGGCGCCGGAGUCAUCCAAGUCGGCUCAACUUACUAUCUGAUCGGCGAGGACAAAACCAACGGCAGCGCUUUCCAGAACAUCAACUGCUACUCGUCGACUAACCUCGUCGAGUGGACAUACGUCGGCGCCCUGCUGUCGCAGACUUCAUCCGGGGAUCUCGGACCCAGCCGUGUGGUCGAGAGGCCAAAGGUCAUCUACAACUCCAGCACCAAGAAAUAUGUUUUGUACAUGCACAUUGACAGCAGCGACUACUCGGAGGCCAAAGUCGGCGUGGCAACUGGCGACAGUGUUUGUGGCACAUAUUCCUACAAGGGCAGCUGGAGACCCCUUGGGUUUCAGAGCCGCGACUUGGGACUGUUCCAGGAUGAUGACGGGAAGGGAUAUCUACUUACCGAGGAUCGUGCCAACGGUUUGCGUAUUGACGCCCUUACUUCCGACUACCUCAACGUCUCGAGCGCUACCUACUUGUGGGGGGACUCGAUUGAGGCGCCGGCGAUCCUGAAGAAGAACGGAUAUUAUUUCAUGUUUGGCAGCCAUCUUACAGGCUGGUCGCCCAACGAUAACGUCUACUCAUACGCGACCUCCCUCUCCGGGCCCUGGUCAUCGUGGGCCACCUUCGCCACCACCGGCUCCAACACCUACACCUCGCAGACCAACUACAUCCUGCCCUUCGGGUCCUCGGGCAUCUACAUGGGUGACCGCUGGGUGUCGUCGAACCUCAUGCGCUCCACGUACGUCUGGCUGCCGCUCACCAUCUCCGGUACCACGGUCUCCAUGCCUAAUUACGUGAACUGGGUGCCGAACGUCUCGGCGGGCACGUUCGGCGCCGGGCCGUCGGAGGCGCAGCCCGAGGCCGAGAGCGCCACGCUCGCCGGCGGGGCCAGCAAGAUCGCGUGCUCGGGAUGCAGCGGCAGUAGUGCUGUGGGCAACAUCGGCGGGAGCUCGGGCGGCACGGUGACGUUCAGCGGCGUCAGCAGCUCGGCGGGCACCAAGAGCACGAUACGGAUCAAGUACGAGAACGGGAACACGGGCCAGCGGUUCGGCCGGGUCACGGUCAACGGCGUGGGCCAGACGGUCGCGUUCCUACCCAGCGAGGACGGGAACACGCCCGCCAGCAGCGUCGUGCACGCGCAGCUCAACAGCGGGGCCAGCAACACCAUCGUGGUCGCUGGGCUGGGCGACGGGACGUACGGCCCCGAUGUCGAUCGCGUCAUGGUGCCUAGUAGCUAG
Messenger RNA from Truncatella angustata, 1350 nucleotides. RefSeq names its product glycosyl hydrolase. The coding region runs from base 1 to 1350 and encodes 449 amino acids. The transcript is spliced from 4 exons. Gene Ontology annotation, molecular function: hydrolase activity, hydrolyzing O-glycosyl compounds. The record is from RefSeq and is a predicted model, not a curated record. Lineage: Eukaryota; Fungi; Ascomycota; Sordariomycetes; Amphisphaeriales; Sporocadaceae. Gene Ontology annotation, biological process: carbohydrate metabolic process.